Molecule: messenger RNA, 2012 nt
Organism: Physeter macrocephalus (sperm whale)
Lineage: Eukaryota; Metazoa; Chordata; Mammalia; Artiodactyla; Physeteridae
Gene: COPS2
Product: COP9 signalosome subunit 2
Exons: 13
Coding region: 53-1405 (450 amino acids)
Biological process (GO): protein deneddylation
Cellular component (GO): COP9 signalosome
Molecular function (GO): protein binding
Source: RefSeq, a predicted model, not a curated record
GGAGGUUGUCUCCAAUUUCUCCUCCCCCGCUCUCCCCCCCGUCCCAGCCAAGAUGUCUGACAUGGAGGAUGAUUUCAUGUGCGAUGAUGAGGAGGAUUACGACCUGGAAUACUCUGAAGAUAGUAACUCUGAGCCAAAUGUGGAUUUGGAAAAUCAGUACUAUAAUUCCAAAGCAUUAAAAGAAGAUGACCCAAAAGCAGCAUUAAGCAGUUUCCAAAAGGUUUUGGAACUUGAAGGUGAAAAAGGAGAAUGGGGAUUUAAAGCACUGAAACAAAUGAUUAAGAUUAACUUCAAGUUGACAAACUUUCCAGAAAUGAUGAACAGAUAUAAACAACUAUUGACCUAUAUUCGGAGUGCGGUCACAAGAAAUUAUUCUGAAAAAUCCAUUAAUUCUAUUCUUGAUUAUAUCUCCACUUCUAAGCAGAAUUCUGAUUUUUUAUGUCAGAUGGAUUUACUGCAGGAAUUCUAUGAAACAACACUGGAAGCUUUGAAAGAUGCUAAGAAUGACAGACUGUGGUUUAAGACAAAUACAAAGCUGGGGAAAUUAUAUUUAGAACGAGAGGAAUAUGGAAAACUUCAAAAAAUUUUACGCCAGUUACAUCAGUCCUGCCAGACUGAUGAUGGAGAAGAUGACCUGAAAAAAGGCACACAGUUAUUAGAAAUAUAUGCUUUGGAAAUUCAAAUGUACACGGCACAGAAAAAUAACAAAAAACUUAAAGCACUCUAUGAACAGUCACUUCACAUCAAGUCUGCCAUCCCUCAUCCACUGAUCAUGGGAGUCAUCAGAGAAUGUGGUGGUAAAAUGCACUUGAGAGAAGGUGAAUUUGAAAAGGCACACACUGAUUUUUUUGAAGCCUUCAAGAAUUAUGAUGAAUCGGGAAGUCCAAGACGAACCACUUGCUUAAAAUAUUUGGUCUUAGCAAAUAUGCUAAUGAAAUCGGGAAUAAAUCCAUUUGACUCACAGGAGGCCAAACCUUACAAAAAUGAUCCAGAAAUUCUAGCAAUGACGAAUUUAGUAAGUGCCUAUCAGAAUAAUGACAUCACUGAAUUUGAAAAGAUUCUAAAAACAAAUCACAGCAACAUCAUGGAUGAUCCUUUCAUAAGGGAACACAUUGAAGAGCUUUUGCGAAACAUCAGAACACAAGUGCUUAUAAAAUUAAUUAAGCCUUACACAAGAAUACAUAUUCCUUUUAUUUCUAAGGAGUUAAACAUAGAUGUAGCUGAUGUGGAGAGCUUGCUGGUGCAGUGCAUAUUGGAUAACACUAUUCAUGGCCGAAUUGAUCAAGUCAACCAACUCCUUGAAUUGGAUCAUCAGAAGAGGGGUGGUGCCCGAUAUACUGCACUAGAUAAAUGGACCAACCAACUAAAUUCUCUCAACCAGGCUGUAGUCAGUAAACUGGCUUAACAGAGAACAAGCUUUUACAGACAUACUUAAGGCAACAGUGCAGAGAUGUAACCCUUAAAAGAACUGGGAAUGGCAAAACUACUGUCGGUUGAUGUGUCCCGAAAAUUAUUGGAGUUAUGGCAGAAGUGCUUUUUUUGAUCAACUGGUUUGUGUUUUGCUGCUGCAUUUAUCCCAAGAAAAACAGCUUUAAUCUCCAGAAGAAAACCAAAAUGCCGUGGGAUUUAUGCUGUAUUGACAUCUUGCCCUAAAACAUACAACAUCAUAGUAAUUUGUCAUGGGCAACAUGACCAGAGAGAAGAUUUUUGUCAUGAUUUUAAAUACACUGACACGCUACUGUUGGUUAAAUUUAAACAUGUUUUACCUGCAGAAAUUCUCUCACAAAUAACCUGCAAUAACUUGAAAUGCAUACCCUUUUGAACACUUCCUUUUCUCAUGUAUAAAUUAAAAUGUUUGCUGCAUUUUGCAAAAUGUCAGUUCUCCAAAAAUGUGUCCGUAUAUUUCUGUACCUGCAGUGUAGUAAAGGUUUAGAUGAAACCCCAUAAUUAUAGUGGCAUACUGUCACUUAGGUUUCAAGCAGCAAAAUAAACAGUGCAGCUCAGAAAUUGUA